Castor canadensis (American beaver) is the source of this 2509-nucleotide messenger RNA. Lineage: Eukaryota; Metazoa; Chordata; Mammalia; Rodentia; Castoridae. The record is from RefSeq and is a predicted model, not a curated record.
UGCGGCAGACGUUCUGCUGUGUCCGAGGGCGCGCGGCUUGGAGGCCGGGGCGGGGUGUAUCUGUGAGAAGUUGGGGUCGCCUGGCUCGGAGUGCGCAGUUAAGGGGUUCCGUGGACCGCUAAGUCAGGUGACUCCUGCCUGGCUUUACCCAGCUUAUUUUGCGUGGUUAGAGGUGGUGAGGAUAGUGCCUUAACCAGACCCGCGUCACGUGGGAAACCAGGUCCACAGCGGACGAGCGCGGCUCGUGGCCUCGGGCAGCGUGCUGCGUGACCAGUGAGCAACCGUGCAUGCUCGUGCAGAGUCACAUACCUGAAUGGCAUGUUUCUUCUGCAAGGUUGUGGCUGUUGGUCAGGGCCUUGGCUCCAGCUCCCACUAUGUGGACCGCUGAUGAGAUUGCUCAGCUGUGCUAUGAGCAUUAUGCAAUCAGGCUGCCCAAGAAGGGGAAGCCUGAGCCAAACCGCCAGUGGACCUUGUUGGCAGCUGUGGUAAAGAUACAGUUUUCUGACCAGGCUUGUGACAUCCCUGAUAAGCCAGUACAAGUGACAAAAGAAGUUGUCUCAAUGGGAACAGGAACGAAAUGCAUAGGCCAGUCCAAAAUGAGGAAGAGUGGAGACAUCCUCAAUGAUAGCCAUGCCGAAGUCAUAGCCAGAAGGAGUUUCCAAAGAUACCUUACCCAUCAGCUCCACUUGGCAGCCACCCUGAAAGAGGAUAGUAUCUUUGUCCCAGGCUCUCAAAGAGGACUAUGGAAACUCAGACCAGACUUCUCUUUUGUUUUCUUCUCCAGCCACACACCCUGUGGGGAUGCCUCCAUCAUUCCAAUGCUUGAGUUUGAAGAACAGCCUUGCUGUCCUGUUAGCAACAACUCAUCUGUUGAAGCCACUGGUAACCUGGAAGUUCUUAAAAAUAAAAGGAAUUGUGGAGACCUUCACAGUCCUCUAGCCAAAAAGAUGAGGCUUGGAACUCCUGCCAGAUUGGUCACCAAUGGUAUAGGUCACCAUGGCAAGCAGGAAAGUGUCCCAGUCACACCAGAUGUAAACAGCUCUAAUCUCACUGGAGAGAGACUGGCCACUGUCACUGGAAUAUCUCCCCAUGAUGUCAAAGUGGUGGACAUUUAUAGAACUGGAGCCAAGUGUGUGCCUGGAGAAGCUGGGGACUCAAGGAAGCCAGGUGCUGCAUAUCACCAGGUGGGGCUGCUGCGAGUGAAGCCGGGACGGGGAGACAGGACUUGUUCCAUGUCCUGCAGUGACAAGGUGGCCCGAUGGAAUGUCCUUGGAUGCCAGGGUGCACUGUUGAUGCACUUCCUAGAAGAGCCUAUCUACUUAUCAGCUGUGGUCAUUGGGAAGUGCCCAUACAGCCAGGAAGUCAUGCAGAGAGCACUGAUUGAGAGGUGUCAGAAAGUUUCAGCUUUACCCAAAGGCUUCAGAGUUGAAGAACUGAAAAUACAGCAGUCAAAUUUACAAUUUGAACAGAGCCGCUGUGCAGUACAGGCGAAAAGGGGUGACAGUCCUGGCCGACUUGUUCCUUGUGGGCAGGCUAUCAGCUGGAGUGCAGUUCCUGAGCACCCUUUGGAUGUUACUGCCAAUGGCUUUCCACAGGGAACAACAAAGAAAGGAAUUGGAAGCCUUCAGGCCAGAUCCCAAAUCAGCAAAAUGGAACUCUUUAGAUCAUUCCAGAAGCUUCUAAGCAGAAUUGCAGAGGACAAGUGGCCAGACUCCCUCAGGGUGCAGAAGCUGGACACCUACCACGAGUAUAAGGAGGCUGCAUCUGCUUAUCAGGAAGCCUGGAGCACACUCCGGGAGCAGGCAUUUGGAUCCUGGAUCAGAAAUCCAUCGGACUAUCACCAGUUUAAAUGAGAAGGAAAAGUUUUCAGAGGCUUGCUGAUAGCAGGACCCUUCAUAUUCAACUAUUCUUCCUUCAUGCUGGACAAGCCUGAGAUCUACUGGUGGCUGAAUCAGGAAAAAGAAAAGGGGGUGGGGGAGACAGGGAACGCUUCUUCCAGAGUGCUGUGUCUUUUGUGUAACGUGGAUGGAAUCCAGAGCACAGCAAUCUAUACUUGAUUGACAUGGCUCUCUGCUAAAACGGCAUCUCACUAAUGACCUUGGUAGUUGACUUCAGUUGUGUUUUAUUGCUUCUCUAAGAUACAAAAUUAGGGUUUGGAACAUGAUGCUUUAAAAGUACUCUGCAGCAGCUCUGCUUUAUGUGUUUCUACAUUGAUUCAGCAAGUAUUUAUUAGGCUUGAAAUGACGUUUGAAUCUCUGCAAGCUUUACAGCUUUGCCUGGUACAGUGAACAUGUAUUUCAUAUUCUGCCUUUUAGGGAACUAUCAUUUUCCCAGUGUUCAGCAGUCAUACUUGGUUAAAGGUAAUUUUAUUUUGUAGCUCAGGAAUAAGGCUGUGAGCCAGCCAUAGACAACCCUGUUUUCAGAACUAUCAAGAAAGAUUCUCUUCUGAUUCUUUUGUUUUGUGAGACAGGGUCUCACCUUAUAGCUCAGGCUGACUGAUCUUGAACUC